Molecule: messenger RNA, 796 nt
Organism: Erinaceus europaeus (western European hedgehog)
Lineage: Eukaryota; Metazoa; Chordata; Mammalia; Eulipotyphla; Erinaceidae
Gene: MRPS12
Product: mitochondrial ribosomal protein S12
Exons: 3
Coding region: 118-540 (140 amino acids)
Biological process (GO): translation
Cellular component (GO): ribosome; small ribosomal subunit
Molecular function (GO): structural constituent of ribosome
Source: RefSeq, a predicted model, not a curated record
GCCCCUUCAGAUUUAGAAUCAGCCAAUCCUUGUCGGGAUAACCCCCCGGAAGCGAUUGGCCGCAGGUUUCAGCGUGUCUGCGGACCCUUGCUGGGUCGGGGCGCUGCGGGCGGCAGGAUGUCCUGGUCCGGCCUCCUCCGUGGCCUCAGCACGUCCCUGAGUUAUGGCCUAGCUCUGGUCCCCCGCCUGGCUCCCUGGGCCACCCGUCCCAUGGCCACCCUGAACCAGAUUCAUCGCAAGGGACCCAAGAAGCCUGAGCAUAAGCGUCUGGGCCCCACAGACGGCCGGCCACAGCUGAAGGGGGUGAUUCUACGCACCUUCAUCCGUAAGCCCAAGAAGCCUAACUCCGCCAACCGCAAGUGCUGCCGAGUGCGGCUCAGCAACGGCCGGGAAGCUGUCUGCUUUAUUCCCGGCGAGGGCCACAGCCUACAGGAGCACCACGUCGUGCUGGUGCAGGGAGGCCGCACCCAGGACCUGCCUGGUGUCAAGCUCACUGUCGUGCGGGGCAAGUAUGACUGUGGCCAUGUGCAGAAGAAGUGACUGCUGGCUUCUGCCAGUGUCCUGAGGAUGUGGUUCCAGCUCUGCAGAGCUACUGGGUUAAAAUCCUGGCUCCAACUCUUUCAUCAGGGUCAAAAGCCCACAGGAAUCCUGAGAGUGAACUAGAAAAGGUAUCCCAGGCUUCCCUCAAGUAAGAGACACCUCUCUGCUAGGACUGGACACUGUACUGCCCUCCGCUGGAGUGGGAGAGCAGCUGCAAUAAACACAGAUCCUCGGGGUUGUAAUGUGACCCUCUUUA